AUGGCGGGCGAGGCAAGGGUGGCGGCAGCGGAGGUGGCGGGGGAGGGGUGGAGGAUGCCAGCGGAGGUGAGGUGGACGCUGGUGGAGGAGGAGACGCAGAUGGAGGAGGUGGCGGCCGCGCUGAGCGACGCGCUGUUCGUGGGGAUCGACUGCGAGUGGAAACCUGGAACUAAAGUACCAAAGGCCUUAUUGCUGCAACUUGCUGUCAGGCGCGCGGAGGGCCCGGACCACGUCUUCCUCCUCGACCUCAAGCGCCUCCCGGAGGGCGCGGCGCGGCCCACCGUCCAGGCCAUGCUCCGCAACGACCGUUGCGUGAAGGUCGGGUACAGCAUCGUGGGCGACCUCAAGGCGAUCGCCGUAGCGUUCGGCGGCGAGGGCGCCGGGUGCGUGCGCGCCACGGUGCCGUACCUCGAGAUCGGCGCGGUCAGCAAGCACCUCCGGAAGCACGUGGCGGACCUGCGCGGCUGCGUCAAGCACAGUGGACUGUCAGGGCUCGUGGCCGCGCACCUCGGCGCGCCGCUGGACAAGGGGCAGCAGUGCAGCCAGUGGCACGUGCGGCCACUGACUCCCGAACAGAUCGCGUAUGCCGCUGCUGACGCACACGUGCUGCUGGCGUUGACGGACGCGCUCGUCGCGGCGUGCGGGGGCGCCCCGCUGCGGCACCCGAUGUUUCCUGCGCGCGGCGCGGCGAGCGGCAGCGACAGCGACGGGUCGGGGGGCGCGGAGGCGUGGUGGGUGGGGCUGCGGGCGCGGUGUCGGGCGCGGGGGGGGGAAUCGGCGGGGGGGAGUCGGCGGGCGGUGGCGGAGGACGUGGCGCUGGCGUGGGGCAUCCGGCUGCAGAUGAGCGGGGGGAAGAAGAUCGAUUUCGAUGGUUCGGAUCGGCUGCCGAAGGGAAAGCGGCGCGGCGCGCGCGCAGGCGGAACGGACGUGUUGCACGAGGUGCGCGGCGGGGGCGGCAACGGCGCCGAGGAGGACUUUUCGGAACUGCCCAGCGCCGUGCCGUGGGAGGACCCCCGCGACGCCAAGUUCCUGUGCGACACGAUGCUCGAGGGCCUCGCGCGCCAGCUGCGCCUCUUCGGCUUCGACGCCGCCUCCCCGCCGGCCGCCGCGACCCCCCCCGGGCCCUCGGACAAGUCCCCCAAGGCCCGCACCAUGGAGGGGCGAUUCCUGGCGUACCGCGCCAUGGUCGAGGCGGCGCACGACGAGCGGCGGCUCAUCCUCACGCAGGACCGCACGUUCCUGCGCACGCGGUACACCGGCCAGGCCAUGAUCGUCGGCAACGGCCUGACGAAGCAACAGCAACUGCAGGAGGUCGUGGAGCGGCUGGGGCUGCAGGUGAGCGAGCGGCGGCUGAUGAGCCGGUGCUUCAAGUGCAACGGGGAGUUCGACGACACGCCGGUCGGGCCGGAGAACCUCCCGCGCGGACACGGGCUGCCGGCGGAGGUGCUCGCGGAGAAGAGGGAGUUCUGGGUGUGUCGGGGGUGUAAGCAGGUCUACUGGGAGGGCGGCGUGUUCGACAAGGCCCUCGAGGGCCUCGCGGGGCGGUUCGAGGACCUCAGGGUGACGGGCGAGAGGCGCAAGACCCAACAGCGGCCACCCUGCGUCGCGCCCCCGCCAACGGCGGAGAGCGAACGCGAACUGGCCCCCGCGUGA
Molecule: messenger RNA, 1653 nt
Organism: Pedinophyceae sp. YPF-701
Lineage: Eukaryota; Viridiplantae; Chlorophyta; Pedinophyceae
Source: the annotation of a GenBank genome assembly